Messenger RNA from Salvelinus fontinalis (brook trout), 552 nucleotides. RefSeq names its product telethonin-like. Gene Ontology annotation, molecular function: protein-macromolecule adaptor activity; structural constituent of muscle; titin binding. Lineage: Eukaryota; Metazoa; Chordata; Actinopteri; Salmoniformes; Salmonidae. Gene Ontology annotation, biological process: cardiac muscle tissue morphogenesis; skeletal muscle myosin thick filament assembly; cardiac myofibril assembly. Gene Ontology annotation, cellular component: Z disc. The coding region runs from base 1 to 552 and encodes 183 amino acids. The record is from RefSeq and is a predicted model, not a curated record. The transcript has 2 exons.
AUGAUCUACACACACAAGAUUAACAAUCUAAACAGUGGGGAUGUGAAUCUGGUAUAUGUCCACUGCGAUGUAAAGGAGAAGGACCAGGAGAAGGAGUCCUACCAGGCCACUUGGCUGGACUUGGUGAUGGAAACGAGACCAGAACAACAGACCACAUUGUUUGAGAACGACUCCCCGAGAAAGGAGACCUACAAGCAGAAACAGGUGGCUCGUUUCUUGGUCCAGAGAAACCCCAGUCAGAGGAUCAAGAUGGGCACAAGGGGUGGAAUGCUGAAGGUGUACCAGCUGCCAUACAUGAACGCCCUCCGUGUGCCCAUCUUCACUCCUAACAAAGCCGCCUCGCCCAAAGACCUGUACAGAUCUCCCUCUCCAUCAGAGUACAAGUCUAUCAUGGAGUUUGAGACGAUCGCCAAAGGCAUAUGUUCAGAUAAACAGGAGAUUUUUGAAAUCACUAAGGACUUGCCUAAAGUCUCCCAACUUAUCCGUGUUAACUUCAGGGCAUCUAGUCUUAUAUCCCCAACACGUGACUUUUCACACUCCUUCAGGGGUUGA